This is a messenger RNA of Adineta steineri, 1668 nucleotides long. NCBI's taxonomy places the organism in Eukaryota, Metazoa, Rotifera, Eurotatoria, Adinetida, Adinetidae. The record is from the annotation of a GenBank genome assembly.
AUGUCAUCAACAUCACCAGAUGAAACAAUUCCGUCAACUAGUAAUGAGUUUUUAAUACAUAAUUCUCUUGAUAUGGCUCAAAUAAAUGCUCAUAAAGCUUCGAAUACUCCGCAAAAUAAUACAGCUGAUCUUGAUUCACAUAAUGAAAUUCCAAUGAAUCUAUUACCUGCUGACAAACAUCCAUAUUGGAAUAAUGUUCCAUCAGGACGUACAAAUAUUGAAGAUGCUCCUCAACUUGAGUAUGAUGAACAUCAUAUUGAUUUAAUAGCAGAUAGAGAAGUCGAUGAUUAUGAAUUAGAGUACGACGGUGCCGAUUUACGGCAACAUCUUGGUUAUGAAGAUCACCAACAUGAUUUGGGUUUCAGUGGCGAUGAGGAUAAUGGCGGUGAUGUAUAUAACAAUGAGAGUUUAUCUAAUACAAAUAAAAAUCGAGGUGCAAUCAAAGGCAAUAUAACAUCAGAUGGAAUUAUUGAUGAUGAUUUUGAAUCAGAAUUAGGUGGACAUGAACCAGCAAAUUUACAUGAUACAGAAGAUGUUGAUUAUCAAUUAAUGGCAAAAAUCGCCGAAUAUGGAAUUAUUGAAUGUUGUGGUGAUGAUAAAUUUGGUCGUAAAACGAUUGUUUGCUCAGCAUGUCGUUUACCUUCUGAGGAUGUUAUUAAAAACAGUGAUUUUAAAACAAUACAAAAAUUUCAUGAAUGUUUACUAAAAUACUUUUUGAGAACAUUUGAUCAAUAUGUUGAUGUAGAUUAUGUUAUUAUUUAUUUUCAUCAUGGAUUACGUUCGUAUAAUCGACCAUCUUAUGGUUGGUUAAUGAAAGCUUAUGUUAGAAUUGAUCGAAAAUAUAAGAAGAAUUUAAAAGCAGUUUAUAUAGUACAUCCAACAAAAUGGAUAAAAUUUUUAUGGCCAGUUCUUCGGUCAAUUAUAAGUGCAAAAUUUUCUCGUAAAGUAACUUAUAUCAAUCGUCUUGGUGAACUAGCAGAAUAUAUUCAUCUAGAAAAUAUUCGAAUACCUAAUGAAGUUAAAACUUUUGAUCCUGUUGUUCGUUCACAAUUACCAGCUGGUCAAAUACGACCAACAACGAAAUUUCAUGUUUCACUUCAAUUUAUUCUAGAAAAUGAACCAGGCGAAACUGUACCAAUUGUUAUUCGUCAAACAAUUGAUUAUAUUAAAAAUAAUGGACUUAAUGAACCAGGAAUAUUUCGAAGAGCUGCACUUGUUUCAUUAAUUAAACAAAUACAAGAAAAAUAUAAUGAAGGUCAACCAGUUAUGUUUGAACAGUAUGGAGAUGUUCAUUUGGCAGCAUGUGUUUUAAAAACAUUUUUACGAGAUUUAUCUGAACCAAUAAUGACUUUUCGUUUAUAUCCCGAACUUCUCGGCCUCUCAGGUACAUUAAAACGACCUGAUCAAGUUGAUAUUAUUCGAGAUCUUAUUAUUGAAAAAUUACCAGCACAAAAUUAUAAUGUUUUGAAAUAUUUAAUUGAAUUUUUAAAUUUGGUGGCUAACUAUUCAGAUACAAAUUUGAUGACAACAUCGAAUUUAUCAAUCGUUUUUGGACCUAAUCUAGCAUGGUCUGAAGAUGAUCAAAUGAAUACAUUGGCUAAUUAUUCACUUAUAAAUACAUUUACAGAAAUUUUAAUUGCACGUUACACUGAACUCUUUUUAAAAUAA